This is a messenger RNA of Neoarius graeffei (lesser salmon catfish), 1941 nucleotides long. RefSeq names its product nudix (nucleoside diphosphate linked moiety X)-type motif 19 (gene nudt19). Gene Ontology annotation, cellular component: mitochondrion. The record is from RefSeq and is a predicted model, not a curated record. NCBI's taxonomy places the organism in Eukaryota, Metazoa, Chordata, Actinopteri, Siluriformes, Ariidae. The coding region runs from base 579 to 1760 and encodes 393 amino acids. The transcript is spliced from 3 exons. Gene Ontology annotation, molecular function: hydrolase activity, acting on acid anhydrides, in phosphorus-containing anhydrides.
UGGUUGCCAACCGCCAUAAAAGCCUAAAGAAGAAGAAGAACACCGUGCACUGCUGUGCAAACAGUGACAUAAUUAUUAGACCAGUAUAAGCUUUGGUCCUUCAUGCGCUGUACGCUUUGUUCGUCCAGUAGGGCUGUUCAGUUACAGGUAUUGGGGAACCGAUAGAGUCGAUUCCAGAAUUAGACGCUACAUAUUUUAAAGGCUGUAUGUCACUGAUGAUUAAUAUUUUGGUCCAUGUCGGAACCUUAAUUUGAAAGUCUAAAUUUGAACUUUGAUAAUGAACAGUUGCUGAUUAAGCUGAAUUAACUUAGCUGGUUAACGGGAUACCUUAGCAUAGUGAUUGUUUCAUGUUUUCGAUUAUUGAGAUGUAAAGAAUCGGAAUAAUUUGAAAUAGUCUGUGUACGAAUUUAAGCCGAAUCAGUGCAGAAUCGAUUCCUUGUGGUCGACUCUCUAUUUCCAAAGCCUGGAGUCUGAGAAUCGGCUAAUUUCAAACCGAUUCUCGGGCUUACUGUUGUUGCGUUGUUUGUUUAUGCUAGCAUGAAUUGUUAACAAAUGUGAAUAUUUAAAGCAGAUUCAAUAUGAACACAACUUUAAAGCACUGGAAAGAGGCGGCUACUGUGAUCUUGACUGCUGGAACAAAGUACAAGCGAAGUGUUGAGUCUCUUUUGAGAGAAACGCCUGCGUUUGGUUCAGGUUUAACAAAUCAACAACCAAAACCAGCUUUCGACUAUCAAGUGCUGCUGCUCAAACGGAGCGGAAAAAGUGUCUUUAUGCCCAACGCUUAUGUAUUCCCAGGUGGAUUAGUGGAUCCGUCCGACUUCUCCAGUGAGUGGCUGGAGGUUUUUAAAGCUUUCAGACACCUGCCGAAGUUUGGCAUAGCGACGGUGAAGCAGCCGCAAGAAACGAGACCGCCGAUAUUUGCGACUGACCGGAAACAGUUCGGGUCUCCCAUCCCGGGGGAUGUGGCUUUCAGAAUCUGUGCCGUAAGAGAGACAUUUGAGGAAUCAGGGGUGCUUUUGGCGGUGCCCAGUGAGGAGGCAAACACCCUGAACACAGAUGAUCAGGCUGAGAAUGACAGGCCGGGGCUGACAGCACUGUCCGAUCAGUGGGACAAAAGUCUGAUUGCUAAAUGGAGAUCACUGGUCCUCGAGAACUCGUCGAAUUUUAUCCGGAUGUGCAGAGAGCUCGAAUGUUUGCCAAACAUAUGGGCUCUGUACGAGUGGGGGAACUGGAUCACUCCUAUUGGCUUGUCCGGACCACAGAGAAGGUACGACACUGCCUUCUACAUGUGCUGCUUAGAGGACACCCCGGACACACUGCAAGACCAGAAGGAGAUCGAGCAUUACAAGUGGUCUACGCCACCUGAAAUACUUCACAGCUACCGGGAAAGAGAACUUUGGAUUCCACCACCUCAGUUAUAUGAUAUUGGACGAAUGUGCAAUUUUCCUUUACUAAGUGACCUUCAGGACUUUGCUAGACAGAGAUCGAUAGAAGGCUGUGAGCAGUGUCAUGCUGUUAUCUUGAAGGCUACUGACUGCAACAUACAUCUCUUACCAGGUGACAGUCUGUACCCAGAGAAACCUGAUAGCAGUAUGUCUACAGAGAAGUGUUUGGAAGAGCUGCAGAAGGACAGCCCAAAUCUGCAUCGCAUUGUGACACACGAUCCUUACCAGUGCACGGUCUAUAUUAACAUCACGCCUAAAUACAAGCAUCUACCUCCUCUUAUUGCCUCUAGGUCCAAGCAUAACAGCAAGCUCUAACACUGCAUUUAUGGCAGUGUUAAAGGUACACUUAACCUAAUAUAGAUAGGUAAAAAUGUAAUAACAUGGUUUAAUAUUGUAAAAUGAAUCUGACGUAAAAGUGAAUUGAUUCUGGAAACUACAUCUGGAUGUGAUGUUCAGUCAUUGACCCAAUAUGGUUAAAUAAAAUUAACCUAACAUA